This is a messenger RNA of Epinephelus lanceolatus (giant grouper), 9252 nucleotides long. Its product is annotated as protocadherin Fat 4. Gene Ontology annotation, molecular function: calcium ion binding. The record is from RefSeq and is a predicted model, not a curated record. Gene Ontology annotation, cellular component: plasma membrane; cell-cell junction. Lineage: Eukaryota; Metazoa; Chordata; Actinopteri; Perciformes; Serranidae. Gene Ontology annotation, biological process: homophilic cell-cell adhesion.
CACAGUGUUGGAUGUCAAUGACUUUGCACCUGUCUUUACUCCUCCUCUUUACUCCAUACACGUCAUGGAGAAUGAGGAGGACCCGUCUCACCUAACACACCAGGUCUCAGCUUUGGAUGAAGAUUUAGGUGUCAACAGCCAACUUACCUACUUCAUACAGAAAGGAAAUAGUGAUGGUUUGCUCUCCAUCACUCCCAGUGGCAUGUUUCAAAUUUUACACAGUCUGGACAGAGAAAGGGAAUCACUGUACUUCGUUACCAUCAUUGCUGUUGAUGCAGGACUGCCACCUUUAACAGGUACUCUAACCAUACAUGUCAUAGUGGAUGAUGUCAACGAUAACCAUCCAGAGUUUACUGAGGAAGUCUACAACACCAUAGUGUCUGAGGACAGUCCUACAGGCACCGUGUUUGCCAUGAUAACUGCAUCUGACAUUGAUGAGGGUGUCAGUGGGGAAAUAAGGUAUUCCAUGGAGAACCUUGAUGUGCCUUUUGCCAUUGAAGAAACAUCUGGAGAGCUUUUUACAACUGAUGUUCUGGACAGGGAGACAGUGGCCAUUUACAGGCUGAUUGUGAUUGGCAGUGAUAAGCAUCCCACUCAGCCUCUGUCAAGCUCAGUGCUUGUUACUGUGCUCAUUGGAGAUAUUAAUGACCACUGGCCCCAGUUCAUGAACAGCCCCUAUGUGGCCUAUGUGCCAACUGAGAUGGCUCCAGGCUCAGUUGUUUGUGCAGUAAGAGCAACAGAUGGAGACACUGAGAUGAACGCAGAGCUACAUUAUGCAUUAUAUGGACAAAGUUCAGAUCUGUUUUCCAUCCAUCCAUACAGCGGCACUGUAUUCUCUUCAAGUGCUCUACGAAGAACGGACGAUAUCAUUGUCAAUGUACACGUGGAAGAUGCUGGAGAAAAUCCUAAAUUUGACAUCACCACCAUCAGCAUCAGGUUUCAGAACAUAUCUGAGUUUCCAGAGAUGAACGUGGAUGUUCUGAGUGAUUCUCUCUCAGAGGACGAACCAGUGGGAACCUUAGUGGCAGUUGUCUCUGCAGCAAGCAUCAGAGCUGAGCCUGUUUCAUUUUAUCUAUCUUCUGGAAACUUUGAAGACAUGUUUCAUGUGGAGCAGCUGACUGGAGCGUUGACAGUGGAGAACCCACUGGAUUAUGAGAACAAAAAGGAGUUUACUUUGCUGAUAGAAGCCAGGGACUCUGGCUCGCCUCCUUUCUCAUCAUUUGCAGAAAUUCACUUAAACAUCAGUGAUGUAAAUGACAACUUCCCCCAGUUCACCCAACUUGAGUACAGGUGUGAGGUUUCUGAGAACUCCCCGCCAUCCUGGGUUUGUGACGUUCUCGCCAUUGACGCUGAUUCAGGCAGUUACGGCAUUGUGCAGUACAACAUAACAGAAGGAGACACUGAUGGUUUUUUCACAAUUGACCCUGAAAAUGGUUUACUGAGCACCACUGUGAGUUUAGACAGAGAAAAUACCCCAGAAUUCAAUUUCACAGUUGAAGCUGCAGAACUGAACGACCCUCUUCAUAAAGACAGAGCAACUGUUAUUGUUGUUGUUUUGGACAGAAAUGACAACUCACCUCGUUUUUCUGAGAUUUUUUUUACAGAGGUACCGGAGGAUUCCCCCAUUGGACAUACAAUUAUUCAAGUUACUGCAACUGAUGAUGAUACUGGUACCAAUGCAGUAAUUAAUUACUCCAUCACUGACCAAAGUGAUAACAUGCCAUUUAUUAUUGACUUCACCACUGGCUACAUCACUGUUGAAAGACUUCUAGACAGGGAGAUGCAGAAUCAUUAUAUCUUGAAGGUAAAUGCAAAUGAUUCAGCGUGGAGCAUCAGCACUGACGUCACUAUAGUCAUUACAGAUGUCAAUGAUAACAGGCCAGUAUUUUCUGAUCAUUUUUACAGCGUGGUCCUCCCUGAGACAAAAUACAAAGAGGUGUUUGUUGUGCAGAUUCUUGCUGCAGAUGCAGACAUAGGACAAAACAGUGAGAUUUUGUAUGUCAUUGAACCACCGAAUGAGGAGUUUUGGGUGAACGCUUCCUCUGGUGAAAUCUAUACGAAGCAGCCACUGAUGUUACAUAACUUGUCUUUUGAAAUCUACCAAUUUACAGUCAUUGCAUUUGAUUGUGGCAGUGUUCCUUUGUACAGUAACACCACUGUCACAGUGAGAUUAGAACCAUAUAACCACUACCCACCCAUUUUCUUGCCUUUCCAGCGUCUGAUUGCUAUCCCCUAUGACAUGGCUGUUGGUACUGAGGUGGCCCAGUUCACAGCAAUAGAUCGGGAUGUUGGCAACAUCAGCGACAGUAUUGAAUAUGUUUUGAAUGGUGGUGAUGCAUCUGAUUUUUUCUGGAUCCAAGCCGACAAUGGAAAAGUAAUGUUGAAUCAAAGUUUGGUGGAGAGUGUAAAUUUGUUUUUCACUUUGUUAGUUGUUGCAAAAGAUCAGGGCUCCCCCUCUUUAUCAUCACAGACUGAAAUCACUUUUGCAAUUACUGGGAGGAAUCAAUUCUCUCCACACUUUAGAGAGCAGGAUGUAAUUUACUCUGUCCCUGAGGACUUGCCGUUAGAUUCAGUAAUUGGGAAAAUUCAAGCAGAAGACAGGGAUUAUGGUCCCAAUGGCGCUAUCAUGUACUGCAUUACCCCAGAAAAUCAAUAUUUAUCGUUCUCUGUAGGAGAAACAUCUGGACUGCUAACACUAGUCAGAGAGCUUGACUUUGAAAAAGAAGCUAUUUAUUAUCUCCAAAUCAAAGCCAUGGAUGGAGGCUGGGUGUCUAAAACUAGCAUGUUAAAUGUUACAGUGGUCAUCAUGGAUGUGAAUGACAAUCCUCCAGUCUUUUCAUCUUCAGAGUUUACCACAUCAGUGCCUGAAAACUCAGAAAUUGGAACACAUGUCCUAGAUGUUAAGGCUGCUGAUGCUGAUUCAGGUGCAAAUGCACAAAUAUCCUACUCACUUAUUGCUGGCCAUGUGGAUAAAUUUGCAGUAGAUUCAAGAAAUGGCACAAUCACCACUUUGGCUGUGUUUGAUUAUGAGCAAGAGCAGAUCUUUGAUGUAACAAUCAAAGCUCUAAACACUGGCAGCCAAACUUUAUUUAGUUUGGCACAUGUUAUCAUCCAAAUCUCAGAUGUCAAUGAGUUUAUGCCGACGUUCAGGAAAAAAGAAUAUAACUUCUCUGUAUUUAAAAAUGUUCCUGUUGGAACUAGGAUUGGAAAAGUUACAGCUACAGAUCAUGACCAAGGUCCUGAAGGUCAGGUGUUUUACCUGAUGUUUGGUCAAAACAAACAUAUGGGCUUUGAAAUCAGCAAACUUUCUGGAGAGAUAUACACAACUGGCAGUUUGAGGAAACAAGGUAACAGUAACGUUGUUUUAAAAGUUCUGGCUAAGAACUCUGGUGUGAUCACUGGCAUGAAUGUAGACGAAGCUGUAGUCCACAUCAGUGUGAUUGACAUGAACGAUGCACCCGUUUUUACCUCUGCACUUUAUUUGGCUAGUGUCCCAGAAGACAGCCAAGCUGGGAUAUCUGUGAUUACUGUGAGUGCUCUGGAUGAGGACUCCAUCUUGGAUUGGAAUCAUUUCUUCUUCAGUAUUGAAAAUGGAAACACAAACUUGUCUUUUGCAGUGGAUCCAUCCAGUGGUGUUAUUUCAGUCAACUCUCUUCUUGACAGAGAACUGUGGCCAGUUUAUAAUCUGACUCUUAUAGCCACUGAUAAUGGCUCUCCACCAGCCACUGGAACCACUAAUGUCAUUGUGACUAUUGAAGAUGUUAAUGAUGAUGCUCCCAAACUCUCAUUCACUGAGGCUCAAGUGAAGGAAAAUCAGCCUCAAGGCACAAUAGUUGCCAGAUUAAAUGCUUCUGAUUCUGAUUUGCCACCAAACCAGGGACCCUUUACUUACUGGUUGGUAAAUUCUUCAACAGAUGGUGCUUUUUCACUGACUCCUGAUGGAGUUUUAUUCACCACACGGACUAUUGAUCGGGAACACAUUUCUGCGUGUCAAGUCCUUGUGGCUGUUAGGGAUGCAGGUGUCCCUCCGCUGUCAUCAACAACAAUGAUCCACAUCAAGAUUGUGGAUGAAAACGAUAACCCUUCUCUGCCUCGAAAUAUCUUCAUCGAGGUGAAAUACUUUGGCAGUUCUUUUCAAGGAGGCAUGAUUGGUAAUGUCCAUCCUGAGGAUCAGGAUGAGUCUGAUUCAUUCAACUGUGCCAUCAAAAAUGGGCAACUAAAUAUGUUUACAAUACCUUAUGGCACAUGUGAGCUGUGGUCGUCUCCUUUUCAAGGCGAGGCUACAUUUAACCUCACUAUCGAAGCUACAGACCAGCUUCACUUUCCAGUCAACAACAGCAUCUAUGUAAACUACAAAGGUUUUACAAAUGCUUCUAUAGACAGCUGCAUAUUAUUCUAUGUGUCAUCAUCCUCAAUGGGAGAGUUUUUGUCCAACAAGUAUUUGCGAUUUGUGAAAGCUCUGGACAGUCUGUUUAACCUACAGGCAUCUAAGACUCAUGUAUUUGGAAUAAAACAUAUUGGCAAUGAUAUCCUUCUGUUGGCUGCAGUUAAAAAUUACAACGGUCAAUAUCUCAGCCGAGAAGUAGCCAGUGGUAUCUCUGCAGGGCAUAAGAAAUUACUGGAAGCUCAGAGCAAUGUGACAAUUUCUCACAUCACAAGUGAUCCAUGUCUCACCAGCCCUUGUCAAAACAGGGCAACAUGCAACAAGGGAAUUUACAUCAGCCAGGAUGUUGCUGUUCUGGAAAGUUCUGCGGUCAUCUUUGUGUCACCACACAAAGAGAUUUUUAAUUGCACCUGUACAGCCGGAUUCAAAGGGAUACUGUGUGAAGAUGACAUUGACGAAUGUGAGGUGAAUCCCUGUGAGAAUGAAGGCACAUGUGUGAAUACCCAAGGAGGUUUCUACUGUCACUGUCAGAGUGGCUUCUCUGGCUCCUUCUGCUCUACUGAUGGAGAUGAAUGCCUAAAGAUGAAGUGCCAAAAUGGAGGAACUUGUGUUCUCACUGUGGAUGGAUAUCGCUGUCACUGUGUGCCUGGAUUUGAAGGAGAAAUAUGUGAGCGGUUCAUAGACCACUGUAGAUCAACCCCCUGUGUUCAGGGCAGCUGCAUCAAUUCACAGACAGGAUUCUCUUGUCAUUGCCCCUUUGGAGUCAGUGGAGUCCACUGCGAGGAGCACAGUUAUGGCUUUGAGGAGCUGUCCUUCAUGGAGUUCCCCCCAUUGGAUCGCAGGACUAAUUUAAUCUCUCUAGAGUUUGCAACGGUGCAGAGGAACUCCCUGCUCCUGUACAACCCUGGAGGAUCGUCCAGCAGGGAAUUCUUUGCACUGGAGAUAUUAGAUGGUGCCAUAAAUCUCUCUUAUGACCUGGGCUCAGGACCUGUGAGGCUGCAGACACAAAAGCAAGUGGCAGAUGGAUAUUUUCACAGUGUCACUGUCAGGAGGAUUGGGAAUAUGGGUUCUCUGCAUGUGGACAAUUGCACAGAUGUUGAAAACAGUGGAUUUUGUUUUUCUCAAAGUGAUGGCAGUAGCUUAAUGAGAACACUAGAUGUUGGCAGUAAUUUGACAUUUGGAGGAACAAAGACUUUUGAAUCUAUUUUACUGCGUCCUGCUCAGAUUAAAACACAUGACUUCAUUGGAUGCAUUCGUAACAUUCAUGUGAAUGGCAUCCUGCUGCGACCUGCAAUGGCCCUUGCAACAUAUAACGUCGUAGAUAGAUGUCCUCGGACAACACCAUCACCAUGUCACAGCAAUCCAUGUAAGAAUGGUGGCAUGUGCCGUGACCGUUGGUCUGACUAUCUUUGCGACUGCAAAAGCCCUUUUACUGGAAGCAACUGCGCUAAAGAAAUGUCAGAGGAGCUUGUGUUGCGAUUUAAUGGCAAUGACUACAUUGAGUAUGUCAUCAAGGAGCGAUUCAAGAGAGACUACCUGCUGAAGGACUUGCUGGAUGAUGAAAAAAAGGGAAACACCAGAGACCAAACAGUGAUUAACAUCAAGUUCAAGACCCAGGAUCAUGGAGUGUUAGUAUUUAUUGUUGGACAGACAGGAUACACAGUGCUGAGGAUAAAAGACAGAAAGCCUGUGUACAUUUCCAAAGAUACACUAUCAGGACACCUGUCAGAGUUGACUGUGGACUCUCCUGUAGCUGACGGGGUCUGGCAUGUCCUCUCCUUGUUCAGCAAUGGACAAAACAUCUUUCUGGUUCUAGAUGGUAAAUCAGUCUUGAACAUCACUGGCCGCAGUAUGGAUCUCACUCCUGUUAGUGUGGAAAAGAUCAUUUUUGGUGCAGCUCUCACAGAUGAUUCAAACCUUCAACAGUCAGGAUUCAUUGGAUGUGUGCAGUAUUUCAACGUGAGCAAUUACACUCUGCCUCUCAGUGGACACAGCACGAUGGUGGACGUCUACCCAAGCACAACUCUGGUCCAGUCGAACUGCAGCUCUCAUGGUGUCUGCCUCCCCUCGCCCUGUUCUGAGGAGAACACCACCAGGAGGCGUUGUGUCUCAGCACACUGUCAAAACCGAUGGAGUGCGUGUGGACCUGCCAUGCAGAACAGAUCCUGUAUCUGUUUGUAUAACAUCUCUGACCACACCUGUGAUGUCUGCAUCUCUACAACAGGGAGCAAUGAUCGAUGCUCUGAGGAGCAGGGCAGCGCUCCUCUGUGGCUAAUAGCUGUGAUUCUUCCUCUAAUCACCAUUUUGGUGAUUAUGAUAAUGUUUGUCGCCCUUUACAGAGUGAGGCAGCAGACUGUGAAGUGUCAGAGUGAUACCUUGCCACAGAAAACAGAACAUGGGACAGACAAUGUAGCGUUCUGCUUUGAUGACACUAGAACACUCACAGAUGCUGCAUCUGCAGAAAAAGAGAAACAUCACGACCCAGUGAGUGCUGAUCAGCAGAGGUUAGGUGGGGAAUUUUACGGUGAUGCCGGUUUGUCAAGCGUUCAGCCGGUGCCUGACAGUGAGCUGGAAUAUUAUGAAAUCGGCAGCAUCUCCAGUGCGCUACAUUCAGACACUGCCUCGCUAAAGCUGAGCUGGCACAAACAUAUGUACAGCACAAAGUGUGUGAAAGCUGAUCCUAAAUGGUGGGGAGAUUUGAGGAUGCUAUUAGCAGGAUUUAAAAAAGAACGCUCCAGUGAGGAGAGGGCAAAAAGUCUUACGAAGCCUCAAGAUGUGGCUCUCCUAAACAAACAGUUGUUGACUAGGAUUGAUGCAGGGCAGACCCAGCAUACACAGCCUUCUUACAAAAGGAGGUUCUUGCAAGCAGACUUCCUGGAACCUGUACAAUGCCUUACUUUUGAAGAGAUUAGUAAACUCAACGAUCCUCAGGAUAAAACAAUGUCACAUCGAGCAUCCCCAAGGUCUGGACCCACCAAGUCCACUAUGAUGACUGGUGCCUCAUCUGACAGUGAAACAGACAGCACAUUCACCUGCUCGGAGUCUGAGUGCGGGCACUUUUCUAUCAGCAGGAAAUGUAUACAUGAUCAGUCAUCCCUGUCAGCAGGCAGCAUCAGACAACAAAGCAACCUGCCUUUCAGCUCAUUUUUGAAGCACACCUGUCACUCUGCUGCAGGUCAGCAUGAAGUUGACAGUGCUCCCUCCAGUAUGUUUGAGCAGUGGGAAAAUAUUUUAAAUAUGCAACUACCUUUUAGCAGCUAUGCUCCCGUCUUUGAAGAUAUAGCAAACCUACCCAAUGACCCCAGUCAUAAUGAUAUGCAGAGUGACAUAGAGGAAAUUAUUUGAUCGUCAUAAUAUAGGUGUUGCUAAUGGGUUAGGUGGAAAAUUCUGUUACUUUAUUAAAAUAACUGUGAUGUAUCAAAACUCAUUAACGAUAAGUAAUGUCAUGAAAAUUCUAAGUUUUAGUUUGGACUUUGACCAAGUUCUAAACAGGCAGUAAAAUGAUGUCUUUGGUGAUGUAGCCUAUUCGAUACAAUGCUGGUUGUCAAUGAAAUUUGCUAUAGCAAAACAUUAUGUUGUACAUGUUGUAAAGAGAGAAGACAAGCUAAUAGGUCCCUGAGAGAUCACUCUGUCAACGUACUGAAUGCAGUGGUCUGAAAUGCUGAAUGUUAAAAUGAAACGCUCUGUUGCACAGGUCUGCCUUGGAUCUUUGUUCUCUUUGAUGCUUCAAAAUCCAAGGGAAAUGAUGGUAAAGGUCCUUGAGUCUCCACUGGUUGCAAAACCUGUUUGUUUUUUUUUAUCAAAUCAAAUAAAUAAAUUAAGUAAUUCUGUAUGCUGAAAUACUAACCAAUAAAUGUAUUUGCAAUAAGAAAAAUAUUGUGAUGGGUUUGCUGACUGUGCCUGUAUCAUGAUGAUGACCACAAGUCAAGUGACAUGGAUAAAACAUGGUGGGACAGUGGAGCAGCAAAGCUAAAGGCUAAAAAAAGCAAAGAUAUCAGAGAUACUGGGGGAGACCAGGUGUGACUGUAACAGUUUUUGUCUCAGCACCUAUAACUUGCUGAAUUCUUGUGUUAUGGCUCUCAAAUUUUGGCGUAAAGUAGUCUUAUUUCUCUAUUACAAAUAACAAUGUUUCCAACUUCUCCAACUGUAUUAAAAAGUUAAUUUACUGAUGUGAAAUGUAAGGAGUUCCAUUGUUACAACCUGCCCCACUACUGGGUUAAGUUGUAACACAACCUGGAGUAAAAAGUAACAAUAUGAGUGAAGUAUAAAAAUUACACAAUUUCAAAAUAUACACAUAAAAUCUGAUACAUACACUGAUAACCAAUUUCUAUGAAGGUCUAACUUGCUAACCUGAGCCUGUCAGAUGCUCAAUACCUCACAUAAAGAGAGUCCAAUAUACAUGUGUGCUUGCCUGGUCACUGGACUGAGCAGUAAUCAGUAAAGACAUCCUCUUGCUGCUCUUUGGCUUUGUGACUGCUGUGAUAGCCCACACAGGGCUACUGUAUUGUUUCAUCCUGUUCUCACUCCCAACUCGUCAACUACCAGCCCUUUGUCAGUGAUUUUGGUGUCAGAUAUCAAUGCACAGAGGUGCCUUAUGCUGUGGUCUGAUACACACCAGGUGGCAGCUAUUUCUGAGGCAGCAGGCAACAAAUACUGAAGUUUUGUCAGUGGGUGUCAGCGUCAGACACCGACACUGAGACACUCUUCACAGCAGUAUGAUGUGCACUGGGCACCAGCUAUUUUUGAUGUCACUGGAAACCAUUCUAAAUCUAUUUACCAUUGCUUUCUCCUGAAAUAUGUUUUUGAUUGAUGGUUGUUUUAUCUUGUCCUUGCCUGCAGUUUUGACUGAAUUUUAUUUCAUCUUUUGU